AUGGGAGUUGAUGCAGUGUCACCCCCAACCGCCAACGCUGAUGCACAAGAAGAGCCGAAAUGUAACCCUUUUGGCACGAGAUAUUUGAUAGAUGAGACACGCGUAUGGGACCAUAAUGCAUGGGAUAAUGUUUGCUGGAGUGAAGAAAUGGUGCUUCACGCCCGACAGGUAGUGGAGACUCAGAAAGAACAAGCUGUUGAUGAUUCGAAAGCAAGAGAUUUAAUUGAUGAACCAGCUAAGCAGUGGGACUCAUUCUACUCCAAGCAUCGUAAUAACUUCUUCAAAGAUCGCAAGUGGCUGUUAAAGGAGUUUCCUGAACUAGACAUGGACAACCGUCCUGAGGGCUCUACGAUUCGCGUUCUCGAGGUAGGAUGUGGCGUUGGAAACACUUCGUAUCCUUUGUUAGAAUGGGAUAAGUAUCACCGAAUGUUCCUGUACAGCUGCGACUUUUCAGCUGUUGCAGUCGAUGUCCUGAAAAAGAAUGAAAACUACGAUCAAUCUAGGAUAUGCGGGUUUGUCUGGGAUAUCACAGAGGAUGCUCCGGAAGACGCUCCAGAAGAUAAUUCGUUGGACUAUGUUAUUUGUAUCUACGUCAUCUCUGCUAUAUACCCUCCAAAAGUUCGCAAAGCGAUCGAUAACCUCGUACGGCUUCUGAAACCUGGUGGCAUGCUAUUAUUCAAAGACUAUGGUAGAUUUGAUCUCACCCAACUGAGAUUCAAGGAAAACCGUUAUAUCGGUGAAAAUUUCUACUGUAGAGGUGAUGGUACUCUGGUAUACUUCUUCAGCAAAGAUGAACUGGAUCAUUUACUGUUGUCUGCAGGGCUUGUUCAAAAGGUGAACGUUGUGGAUAAGAGACUCAUUGUCAAUCGAGCGAAGCAAAUCAAGAUGUAUAGACAUUGUGAGACAUUGCGAUUUCGCUCGCUGUUCGAUGAUUUAUUGAAAGAUUCGGAACUUGCCCGGAUUCCGUCUGAUACUGUCUUGAAUGGAGACGUUAAUCUAACAUAUGUAUUGUUAUACGAGUUCUUGAUUGGAGCCGGUCUGGGAAGGGCUGUUACGGCUGUUACGAACCUGCACACAUAUAACGGUAAUCAGGAGAAGUCACUUGCCGGAAUCGGACGUGGUGUAGCUGCUAUCAAGGAGAGUAGUGAACAAAAAGGAUUUGCCGGGGUCAUACCUCGCUAUGCUCGUAUAAACACCUUGAAAUGGACAACGAAAGAAGCCAUCGAAAGACUUCUCUAUGAAGAAUGGAAGGCUUCUUGUCUGCCUGCUUAUCUUCUUUCUCCAUCACCUGAUUCCCAUGUUUUGGAUGUUUGUGCAGCUCCUGGAAUGAAAACAAGCCAUGUGGCAGCGAUUUUGGGAGGAACAGGAAAAAUUUGGGCAAUUGAUCGGUCAGCAGAUCGAGUGGAGACUAUGGAGCAAAUGUUGAAAGAAUGCAAUGUUGAAAACGUUUCGAUAUUCCACGAUGACUUCCUCAAAGUAGACGUCAAUGAUAAGAAAUUUUCCAAGGUAAGGUAUGCGGUUGUUGACCCACCCUGUUCUGGAUCAGGAAUGGUGAAACGCAUGGACGAGCUGACCGGUGGAAACGCGCCACCGGAACGCCUGUCAAAGCUUAAAAAUCUGCAGGUACUAUCUGACACGUACGUGCGACAGAAUUUUCGUUUGGCUUCAAGGGUACUACCAAGUUGGAAGUUUCGCGGAUUAGACACCUAUGAAUUUAGCUCCGACUGUCUGCGAGCAGAUCCUGCCGAGACACUAACGAACGGUUUCUUUGUGGCAGUUUUUGAAAGGAUAGUCAAAAAAAAUGUGACGGAUAUGCGAAAAGCCCGGAAUCGGAGAUAUAAAAAGUGCUUUGAAAAAUCUGGGGAGGCUGCAGGAACAAGGAAACGAAAAGUCGUUGUUGGCAAGAAUAGUGACGAGGUUUUAGCCAUUGAAUCAGCGUGUAGAAAGAAAAAAAAUAGGAAGCAGAGUCUAGUAAAGAAUAAAGACUAG
This is a messenger RNA of Angiostrongylus costaricensis, 1989 nucleotides long. Lineage: Eukaryota; Metazoa; Nematoda; Chromadorea; Rhabditida; Metastrongylidae. The record is from the annotation of a GenBank genome assembly.